Molecule: messenger RNA, 1302 nt
Organism: Paramecium sonneborni
Lineage: Eukaryota; Ciliophora; Oligohymenophorea; Peniculida; Parameciidae
Source: the annotation of a GenBank genome assembly
AUGUUACAGACUUUGAAUUAGGUACCAAAAUAAGUGCUUUUAGAAUUUUAUAACUUAAAUAAAUUAUAAGUCUAAUACCUAUAUGACGUAUUAGAAUAUGAUUUAGAUUCACUUUAUAGAGUACUAUAGAAUAUAAAAAGAGCUGAAUUGAUUGAUAAGUUAAUAGAAGCUUUAAAAUAGUAGGGAUAAACAGAAAGUUUAUUGAAAUCAAUGAUAUAUGGUAAUUUGAAAGAACUAAAAAACUUUUUAAAAUAAAGAAUGAGUUUUGAAAAUUUGAUAAGUUCUUUAGAGAAACUAAAUGUAGAAGAGGAAAAGUAAAAAAUUAAGGAUACAGAGAUAUAAGAGAGACCAAUAAUAUAAUAAGAUAGUAUAUUUUUAGAAUUGCCGCUUUAUGUACAUUAGCUUGUAAUGGAUUUUCUUGAUCCUUUAUCUUUACAUACAUGUAGAUUGGUUUGUUUAAAAAUGAAUGAAACAUUUAAUAAUCCUAAAAUAAGUGAUAGAUUUUAUGAAAAGUUUUGCAAGGCAUUAUUUGAUUAAAUAGAAACAAUUCCAAUUCAAUUGAGUCCAUUUGAGAAAACAAGAAAAUAUAUAAAUGAGAACUUGCAUUUAUUUGAAUAAUAAUUGUAACUAAUAAAUUAAAUAAAUUAAAAUCCAAGUUAAACGAUAUGGAAUUAUUGGGGGAAUACUGAAUAGAAAAUAUUAAGUUUUUCUGAAUUAACUAAAUAAUAUUAAUCGCAUAAAGAUAUGUAUGAUUAAUAAUUGAGAUUGAAUUAUUGUGGUAUAUAUGCUAUGAAGGAAUAUUAUAUAAAAUAUGGAGAGGCUUAAUUUUAGUAAUCAAGUGCUCCAUGUUAUAGAGUAGAUUUUUUUAGAUAUAUUCGAUUUUGGAGAGAUGGUACAUUUACAAUGUUCAUUUCUUCAAAAAAAUUAACAAAAGAGGAGAUAAUAGAAUAUUUUAAAUAUCCUGAGAUUGCAGUGAUGCCAAAAUUAGGAGUUCAAAAGUAAAUGUAAAUAGAGGAGAGUUUUUUAAGGGGUGAAUAUAGAAUAGUAUUAGAUGAAGUAUAUGUUAUAGCAGCAAGAUAAAGUACAACAUUUAGAUACAUUUAUAAAAUGAAGAAUUAUUAGAAUAAACAUCCUGGAAAUGUUUUAUUAAUGUAAUCAGGACAGAUGCAUACAUUAGGAGAUACUUAUAGAUAAGAUAUAGUAGAUUAAUCUAAGAAGAAAUAUUUCAUAUAUAAACAUCUUGAAGAAUUCAGAGAUGAAUUAUAGGAUGAAUAAUAUGGUUGGAAGAAUGUGGUUUAUUGA